Messenger RNA from Cheilinus undulatus (humphead wrasse), 10493 nucleotides. RefSeq names its product calcium/calmodulin-dependent protein kinase II alpha (gene camk2a). The record is from RefSeq and is a predicted model, not a curated record. Bases 150 to 1586 code for a protein of 478 amino acids. Lineage: Eukaryota; Metazoa; Chordata; Actinopteri; Labriformes; Labridae. The transcript is spliced from 18 exons. Gene Ontology annotation, cellular component: neuron projection; cytoplasm. Gene Ontology annotation, biological process: protein phosphorylation. Gene Ontology annotation, molecular function: calcium/calmodulin-dependent protein kinase activity; calmodulin binding; ATP binding.
UCCAUCUCUUCUCCUCCUCCUCCUCCUCCUCUUCCUCUCUCUCCUCCACCCUUCACUCUUGGCCUCCCCCUUCCUCAUCUUCAUCGUCAUCAUCAUCCUCAGAGGAAGACGGACAGGGACCCCGCUGACCCUCGCCGCACCGGGUCAUCAUGGCAACGGUCAUCUGCACUCGUUUCACUGAAGAGUAUCAGCUGUAUGAGGAGCUGGGCAAGGGAGCGUUUUCAGUGGUGCGGCGCUGCGUGAAGGUACUGUCAGGUCAGGAAUACGCUGCCAAGAUCAUCAACACCAAGAAACUAUCAGCCAGAGAUCAUCAGAAGUUGGACCGUGAAGCCCGUAUCUGUCGUUUACUGAAGCACCCCAACAUCGUUCGGCUACAUGACAGCAUUUCAGAGGAGGCUCAUCAUUACCUCAUCUUUGACCUGGUAACAGGUGGAGAGCUAUUUGAAGAUAUUGUAGCGAGAGAAUAUUACAGUGAAGCUGACGCCAGUCACUGUAUCCAGCAGAUUUUGGAGGCGGUGCUUCACUGUCAUCAGAUGGGCGUGGUCCACAGAGACCUGAAGCCAGAGAACCUUCUUCUGGCUUCCAAGUCCAAAGGAGCGGCUGUGAAACUGGCUGACUUUGGCCUCGCCAUUGAGGUGGAGGGAGAUCAGCAGGCAUGGUUCGGUUUUGCAGGAACUCCUGGGUAUCUGUCUCCAGAGGUUCUAAGGAAGGAUCCUUACGGGAAAGCUGUAGACCUCUGGGCCUGUGGUGUGAUCCUGUACAUCCUCCUGGUUGGUUAUCCUCCAUUCUGGGAUGAAGAUCAACAUCGUCUUUACCAGCAGAUCAAAGCUGGAGCGUAUGAUUUUCCCUCCCCAGAGUGGGACACAGUGACUCCUGAAGCCAAAGAUCUUAUUAAUAAGAUGUUGACCAUAAAUCCGUCUAAACGGAUCACAGCAGCAGAGGCGCUCAAACACCCGUGGAUAUCUCACCGCUCCACUGUGGCGUCCUGUAUGCACAGACAGGAGACGGUCGAGUGUCUGAAGAAGUUCAACGCCAGGAGGAAACUGAAGGGAGCUAUCCUCACCACCAUGUUGGCCACCAGAAACUUCUCAGGAGGAAAGAGUGGAGGCAACAAGAAGGCAGACGGCGUCAAGGAGUCGUCUGAGAGCACAAACACCACCAUCGAGGACGAGGAUACCAGAGUGAGGAAGCAGGACAUCAUUAAAGUCACAGAGCAGCUCAUCGAGGCCAUCAGCAAUGGAGACUUUGAGAGCUACACGAAGAUGUGUGACCCGGCAGUGACGGCGUUCGAGCCUGAGGCGUUGGGAAACCUGGUCGAAGGGUUAGAUUUCCACCGCUUUUAUUUUGAAAACUUGUGGUCAAAGAACAGUAAACCCGUCCACACCACCAUCCUGAACCCUCAUAUCCACCUGGUGGGUGACGAGGCCGCCUGCAUCGCUUACAUCAGAGUCACGCAGUACAUUGACGCCAACGGCACGCCACGCACCGCCCAAUCAGAAGAGACCAGGGUGUGGCACCGCCGGGAUGGCAAGUGGCAGAUUGUCCACUUCCACCGCUCAGGCUCUCCCUCCACGCUCAGCAAUUAACGACCACAGUGGGCGGGUCAUUGAUGGAUCAACUCUCGCCUUGACAACCGAUUGAUUGACAGCAGGCCAGGCGUCUGAUACCAACCGAUGUGGAUUUAGUUUGACAAAAACAAGAUGGAGGACGGAGAGGGCGGGGCCAGAAAGCAGUGAACUGCACAACCAACCAAUCAGCUUCCUUCUUUCAGCUCAUCUGGACUUCAGUCGCGCCCUCCACCUCGUAAUUAACCAAUCACCUUCACAGCAAAGAUUGUAAUGGCGUGUGGAAACCUCGUAUCUCCAGCUUUAUUCACUCCCUGUUUCAGGAUGAUUGACAGGAGUCACGCUCCGCUCUACAACUGACCCCAACAAAAAGCUUUAGAUCAAAUUAAUCAGUCUUUGGCAUGUUUAAUAUGAAUCCUUCUUAUUUAACUCUUUAUAGGUCAGCAUUGAUCAAUCACAUUAUUCAUAACUGAUGACAUCACCUUUAUUAACACCAAUCAAUGAGCUAUUGAUCUAUUUAGAGCAAUCUAGAAUCAGAGAGUCUAACUCACAGUCCAUCCACGUGAAACCCUCUUUUUUUAUUUUCGGCCCAGCUUGUCUCCUGGUGAUGUUUCGAUGGUAUAUACGGCUGUGUUUUCUUCUAAUGAUGCUGAUUGGUCAGAUUCGUUCUCAGACCUGGUUUCACACCGGAGCUUUGACGGGUGGAUCUGCUCGAUGACAGACAUGAAUCUGGAUGAUCCAUCAGCUUAGCUUUUAUACUUUAAAUAACAACAAUUGAAAGCAGCUCUUAAAUGUGAGUCGGUAUCUUUAGCUUACUAAAAGAACCUGCCGUUAGAAUCAAGCUCAUCCAUGAGCUCACCCAACAACCCCAGCUUCACUAACAUCCCUUUGUCCUCUGACUUUGAUGACGUCAUCCUUUGAAUCCUGAAAGGUGAUGUCAUCCAAGCACAUAAAACAUUCCAUCUUUGCCUUUAAGAAAUGAUGUCAUUCCUGUAAAACAGAGGUUCUCAACUGGUGGGUUGGGGCCCGAAAGUGGGUCGCAGUGCUGGUCUCAGUGGGUCACAAAGGUGUGGGUAAGAGUCCAUGAUGUCUGGAGGGCCCACUCUGAAAUAAAUCCUUCUAUUUUAUUAGACUCGAGUUCUACGCCUGUUUAGCUCCUUUUCUGAAAAACCCUCUGCUUUUCUGAUUUUGAUGUUUUAGUUUCUCUGAAUCUUUAGAAAAAAGCCCAAAUGUCCACCUCACCUCGUCACAGGACAGGGACUAGGGUUCUACAGUAACUUCAGAACUCUAUUAAAUACAGUUAAAUUGUGGAAAAUUUCUCAGUUAAGCCCUUUUCACACCGCCACGCGGCAACUCACCGCCUCCAGUCAUUUUAAUGAGGGACGGGCAGCAGACGGGAAGCGGUUUUAACGGCAGUAGGACCCAGACGCGGUUGCCGCCCACGUGAACGCGCACAGGUGUUGCCCUGCCGCUCGGAGUUCAGCAUGUUGAACUUUCUGGUGGCAGCCGCCUGGCAACAGCCAAUCACUCCAAAGGAGGGAGAGAACCUGGAAAUAGCAGACUUCAUGCGUCUAAGCAAACAAUGGAGGAGCUCAUAAUGUUGGUGUCGGAAUAUCCUGAGCUCUACCGUUGUACAAAGACAACCAGAAGAAAAGUUGUGGAACCAACCACUGAAACGUGUUUUCUAGGGGGAAUUAUUUUGAUGACAGAACCAUAUUUUUCCCCCCGUUUUAUAGUACAUUAUACAUGUUAAUGUACAGGGAUUGUGAGGUACUCCACAUGUUUUUGGGGAGGGGGUGUGUGACGGACUUGUGGGCGGGCUCUGCUGUGACGUCCACCGAAGCACCUCUAGGUCAUUGCUGCCCUGUACUGCGGCGGCAGCAGCUGCUUUAAAAAACGCUCAGCAUUUCAGGGGACUCCUCCGGCAGGGAGGCGGUUUUCAGGGUAGUUACCACGCGGCGGUGUGUAACCGGCUUUACUCAUUCAGGAGGGUGGGUGGGUCCUGAUCCUAGACCAGCUGAGAACCCCUGCUUUAAAGCCUACAAAGUACUGGAUCAGAACAGACCUAUGGGUCCACAUUGAGGAUUACCACCUGGUAUGAGAUUACCCAGCACGGAUGUUAAUGUGAGGUAUAAAGGGGGCCAUGAUGGAGGGCUGUAUUAAAAAUCAUUUACUGACGUUGUUGUUCUGCAUAAAUACAGCAGCUUUGAAUGACUGGAAACAAUCAGACCUCUACCUACAGGAAUAAAUGUUCCUAUUAGUUAUAAACCAGGGAAGCUGAUUCACUGAGAAUAAAUGCGAUUAAUUAUUCUUUACUUCUGCUGCUGACUGGGGGCGGGGCUUCAUAUGUUGUGAAAAUAGCGAUCAUUAAUGUGCUCUGGAGAUACGAGGUUUCCACAUAAAACCUUUAGAUAGUGCUACAUAACAUCAGCUGUUGUCAUGGUAACCGAUUAUUAUAAUGAGACCCAUCAUCUCCUCGUCAUGCCAGUUUAAAUGUUUAUAACGUGAUAAUAGAGAUAGAUUCUUUAUUAUAUUUUUAUUUCAUCUAUAAAGUCUUAGAAUGUUUGUUUUAUAGUUUUAUGAUGAAAAACUCAAACUGGUGUAUUGUAGAUGUGGCGUGGAGAUGUUUGGGUCCGACACUAACUUCAGCAUCAAUAACUUGUUUUAACAGAGAUGAUGUAAUAACAGUAAUAAUUUACAAUUAAAUAUGAGAUGUUCACGACGGCGUCCACCUCAGGACGCUUGUCUCUGCUUCCAUCGGGCUCAGAGAGCUCGCCAAUCUUCCAUUGCUCUUUCACCGGAGAUCUUCCAUCGACGGUCACCGCAGCUCCGCCACCACCCAACCUCCCGCCAUGGGUCUUAACGAGCUCGGCCUUAAUGAGGUACCUUAACGAGCUUUCUGUGGGCUCUAAUGUGAUCCUGAUCAGAGAAUAAAAUUUCAGAGAGAGGAAGGAAGAGAGAGAGGAAACCUGCUGAGAGAGGAAGGAAGGAAGGAAGGAAGGAAGUAGAUAAUGAUAUCCUGAAAUUUGUGAAGCAAAAAAAGCUUACCAGAAAUUCCAGUGAAAAAACAGACAGCUAAUCAAAUCCUUUACACAGUGAAACAUCAACAGUUUUUCAUAAUGAUGUCCUCUGUAUGGUACGGUGGUCCAAAUGGUCAAAUGCUAAAAAGAUUUCCAGGAAUAGAAGCUCCGUUUUUGAAACAGUCUUUAUGUUUCCGAAUACAUUCUGUCCUUAAAUGUUUAAAUGUUUACAAGUUUUAUGAAACGUCUUUGUGUCUCUACUGUACUUUGUAUUUUGUUUAAAGUUUUUUCAUCUCAAAGAAGUCUGGCUGUAGACCCCACAUCUCAGACGCUACAUCUUGCAGACCCGUACUGUGAAGAAGCCUCUGUCAGGAAGGAAGUGAUGUAAUGUGCUGGUCUAGCGUAUUUCCUGUUUUAGAAGUAGUUAGACAAAUGGAGGCUCACUCUGACCAUGGUAGCUUUGUUAGAAUUUUCAUUAAGGACCGCUUUAUUCUUCUAAGCAGACGGGUUAGUCAGCCUUGUUCUCUUCUGGUCCUAACCCAGAGCAACCCAGCAACAUUAAAUCGUUUAGAACCAUCAUUGAUUAUCAACCAUUAGAAAAGCCGAACUUUAAAAGGAUCCAUAAAAACCUUUUAACUAGAAAACAUUACAUACACAGUAGUACUGAGGAAACCUGCCCCCUAGUGGACUAAAACAUCCCCACUCAUACUAGAGAGUACACCUUUAUUUAGCAGUAUUUUUUACACUGUUUGAUCUUUGACUGCAGAGAGAAGUCUGGCCAUAAAGACCAGGUCUUGGUCUUACACUGGAACCCCGUCGUUGAAUCUGAGAUGUCAUCCUCGCUGCAGGGCUGAAGGCAUCAGCUGGUGUUGUUCGCCUUGCCAUUACCUUAACUGGAGGUUUAAUCUGGUUUUAUUUUGAAAGUUUUAGUGUGUGUUUCCUCCUGACAGAGAUGGUGUCUUACAGGUCUGCAAAAGAGGGUGUCUGAGAUCUGCAGUCUGCAGCCGGACUGGGCUGUUUCAAAAAAUUGUUUCCUGCUUCAUCAAAUCUUUUUCAAAUCUUUUUUUUUUUUUUUGUCCAUUUCAUAAAUUUUUGUGUUUUAAAAAACUGUUCCUGCAUCUCAUUUUUUGUAAGUAAAACGUUUUUAGAAUUUUCAGUUUUAUGAAUUUUUUUUGUUGUAGUUUCAUUGAAUAUUUUCUAGUGCCACAAAAUGAUUUUGCAUCUCACAGAAGGUUUUUUUUUUCAGGUUUCAUUGACUUUUCCUGUUUCAAUUUAAGCUCAUUUUUUUUUUCAUUUUGGGAAUUAUUCAAAUAUUUUGUUCACAUUUAUUUUCAUCCUUCAUAAAAUUUUCCUUCAUCACCCAAAAAAUGUUUUUGUUGCAUGAUUUUUUUGUUUCCCAAAGUUCUUUUUGAGUUUUAUGAUGCACUUUUGCAUUUCACUUUUGAUUUUCGUGUUUUUAUUAAAUUAUUUUGCAUCUUGCCAUUUUUUUUAAACAUCUGGUUUCACAGUCUUUUUGUGUGUCAUGAUAUUUUUGUAUUUUUUAAAUGUUUUCAUUCAGUGGAAUGUUUUUGCAGUUGACUUUUUGGGCCACCGUACCACAGAGUCCCAGCGAUGACUUAAAGUAAUCAAUGUUUUUUUUUUUGUCUAAUGUUACAAGUUAGAAUAAAAAACAUGACAGUAUUGUCACUGAAUCAUCGGCCAAUCACAUCAGACUUUCCUCACUGAUAAAACUCAGAGAAGUACACAUAAAAACGUGAGGGAAAUAAUUCAUACUUUUUUCGGGGCAAUAAAAGAGCAGCAGGUCAAUGUCUCCUCUGAGCCUCCAUACAACAGACCUCUGACACUGGCGUGGGUGUUGGAGUUUAGCUGUAGCUGUUUAACCAUUGGUGGCUGGCAGUUGGCGUUGGAGUUUAGCCGUAUGCGUUGGUGGUUGGUGGUGCGGUGGCUGUGUGAAACCUCAUAUCUCUGUUUUCGUCUUUCCGGGGCCUUAACACUCAAAAUGACUCAAAUUCAACCCUCCAUUUUUUUGGCGUGACCUUCAGAUGAGCCCGCCCACUCAGAGCCGCUGUUUUCAGAUUUAGUUGGCGAUUUCUGUCCCAGGAGAUAUGAGGUUUUGUUGCCAUGGCGGCGCAGUUAAAGCGUUGGAUUUCUGGGUGGCGUUUGUUGGGAGAGCGAGUAUACUUCCUCUGCUGUGAUGGCGUUUACCUUCUGUACAGACGAUGUGAUUCUCUGCAUGCACGGUUUGUGUUUUUGUGUUUCGGCUUCGGCCUCUGCUGCGUUUUGAUGUUCGCGGUGGCGCUCGGCGGACUCUGCCCAGUUAGCCUUGCUAGCAUCCCUCAUUGGGAGCUGUGGCGUCUGCUAGCCGCGAGCUAACGAAACGUCAGCAGUGCCGUCUUUGAUAUUCUGCGGUUUUUGACCCGUUGUGUUCGUCUGGGACGCUUACAGCAGCUUUUUACCGUCAGGAGAAUGUAGAACUUUGUACAAUCAGAUUCUUACCAAGAUGACGAUAUUAUUAUGAUUAUUAUUAUUAUUAUUGAUUGAUCGGUAUCUGGCGUUUGUAUAUUAAAGCUUUUUAAUGUUGGACUCGGCUCGUGUGAAUCACCCUGUAGAGAUCACUUAGUGUUUAUCAGCUUUUUUUCUGUUGGUAUGAUAUGCAGUAUAGCGUGUGACACCAGUUUCCUUAGCAACGCUGAAUGUGUUCGCCCCGGCGCCGCUGCCUUUUUUUUUUGUUUGUUUUACUUGACAUCUCUGCGCCAUUUGGUGUCCCAGCUCGAAAACACACUGUCCAGGUUUCCCAUUGACCUUUGACCUUUCAGGCUAGAUGGAGGAACCACCUGUUUGAGGACAAAUCCAACCCCAAUUAGAUUUUUAAAAAGCCAUGAAAAAGCCAUAAAAAGACAUGGUUUUAAAAAAAAAACCCUAAUUGGAUUAAAAAAAAUUUUGAUUCUGUAAAACUAAUUCUUUUGUAUUUUAAAAUAACCUGAUAAAAAACUUUUUUUUUAAAUAAUUUGAUUAAAAAACAAAUUAAAGAAAAAAACCUAUGAAACCCCAUUUAGAUACAAAACUUUUUUUUUUUUUUUAAACCCAAGUAGAUCAAAAACCGAAUGUUUCAGAGAAUAUUGUUUUUUGUUUCUGGAUGUAAAAAAUUAAGAUCAAAGAACAGAACACAGAUAAUAUAACAUUCUUUUCUGCCCUGUAUGUGUGGCCUGGUGCAGAUGUUGUGAAUAAAAGAAUGUUACAUCCCCAGUUUUCUGUUCUUUAAUCUUCCUUUUUAAUUUCUAAACACAACAAAACAAAUAAAAAUGAACCGUUUUUCUUUUAUAUUUUUUAAAUUUAUUUAUUUUUGGAUUUUUAUUUUUUGUUUGUUUUUGUAUUUUCAACUUAAAUGAAAUAACUGACGGGGUUAUUGGCUUUAUUUGGACUUGCAUGCUUUAUUGGGAAAUAUUUAUAUUCCUCAUAGGGUCACAUGUUUUCCUGUUCUUCCAGUUUUUCUUUAAAACAAGAAAUCAAAAAAAAAGAAAAAAAAAACAGAUGGAACAACAAAAUAAUAAAAUUGGACCCAUUCAAGAAAACAUAUUUCUGUUUUUGUUACUCAAAUGGAAGAAAUGAGACGAAUGAAUGUUUUGUUUAUUCCAGAACAAUAGCUAAAUGGCUUUGUUUUUCUUUAUUUUAUUUUAAAUGGAAAUUUGAAAACAAACGUGACUUUCUGUGGAUUUCUGAGGAUCAAAAUUGAGCUGUCUGAAAGUACACUGAUCCUGGGGGCAGGUUUUUUCUGUGUUUUCUUUCCUUUUUUUUAAUGGUUACUGGUAGAAAGCUUGUUUCGUGAUUUUAAAAUUAAGACUCUGACUAUAUACAGCAUGAAUUAUCAUGUCGACGUGGCCUUAGAGAAUCAGGUCUCUAUUUCUUCUAAAUGGCUUUUGACCAGAGUUGUAAUGAGUGUGUGCAUAACGCUGCCAUCAAGUGAAGUUGUGAACCCCAUGAUAGGGGGGCGUUUAUAUGGUCUGAACACAGUAUACAUGACCCUAAUUGAAGGCUCUGUAAGUUUCUGUUUUCCAUGGGAACCCUGAACAAAAUAAAAGGUUCCGUCCUAAAAUGUUUAAUUUUUGGUCAACCAUGAACUUCCUGUUUCAUGGCGCUGUUGUCAUGUAAAGAUGAAACAAAUUAAAGGUUCCAUCCUCAGAUAUAACGCUAUAUAAAUGUUUGUCAACCUUGAACUUCCUGUUUCAUGGCGCUAUUGUCAUGUAAACAAAUAUAAUUAAAGUUUCCGUCCUCAGUUUAAACAACAUAUAAAUGUUUGUCAACCUUUAACUUCCUGUUUAAUGGCGCUGUUAUCAUAUAAAGAACUAUAAUACAAGGUUCUGUCCUCAGUUUAAACAACAUAUAAAUGUUUGUCAACCUUGAACUUCCUGUUUCAUGGUGCUGUUAUCAUGUAAAGAAAUACAAUAAAAGGUUCCGUCCUCAGAGAAAACAUCAUGUUACUGUUAGUCAACCUUGAACUUCCUGUUUCAUGGUACUGUUAUCAUGUAAAGAAAUACAAUAAAAGGUUCCGUCCUCAGAUAAAACAACAUAUUACUGUUAGUCAACCUUGAACUUCCUGUUUCAUGGCGCUGUUAUCAUGUAAAGAAAUAUAAUAACAGGUUCUGACCUCAGAUAAAACAACAUAUAAAUGUUUGACAACCUUAAACCAGGGUGGUUUAUGCCUUGACAGUGUGAUCUCAGACUGGACUCUAGAUGGCGCCUGCAGACUGAAUGGCUGUUUUUCUACACUAGACUGGCGUGUGUUUUCUAAAGCUCACCUUAAACCUUUUCUGACACUUGAAAGUUUGAUUUGUGGUUGGUGGAAGUCUUUGAGACGCUGCCUGCUGAUAUCUGAGAUGUCAUUUUUUAAAAACUCUUUUUGGUGUUAAUGCUUGAAACUGAAGAACUCAUCUUAAAGCAGAUUUAUUCUACGAACAGAUGCUACGAUGUUUAUUUCCUGUUUCUACCAGUGAGUGUGGCUGCUUCAUAUUUAUCCUCAUCCAUCCAAAGCACCGACUUCCAACCUUGAAUGUCCGUCUGACUGAAAUCUCUUUUCUAAUUGGCUCAGACCGACAGCUUCACAUCUGUACCUGAUGCUAAAGCUUCGAGGUGGAAGUCUCUGUUUUAAACUGCAGCUGUGAGCGCUCACCGGCCACGGCGGGAUACGACACUGGGGGAGGAGGAGCUUCAGUUGCUGCUGAGCAUUGUUAGCAAUCAUUGGCUGUUCGCUACCAAAUGGCUGGUUCUGAGCAUGAGCUAAUCUCAGCUAGCAGCAUGUGUGGAUUAUGAAAAAUGAAAAACUCAGAUGCAUUUGAUUGAUUUUGCAGGACUAUGGUAGAGUUUCUUUGGGGCAGCAGAAGCAUUUGUAUUUUUCCAGCUCAUGUCCCUUAAGGGCCUCCGUAGAAAUCUUAUUCAGAUGAAAGUCUCCCACCGUGGCAAUAUGAAAAUCUACUUGACUAUAAAGGUUUAAAACUGUCUGAAGCUCCUCCAUCAAUGAUCUUUAAUCUUUGGAUUUAAUUCAGAAAGACAAAUAAGAACAAAAUAAUCCAUCAAUAAAAUAUCCAACAAUAAUAAACAUGUUUACAUUUCUGGAUAUUAGCAGGUUUUAUUUUGUUUGGUCAGAAUAAAAUCCAAAGCGUCUCCUCUUGGUCUUGUGUCGGCCGUGUCAGCGCUCUGCAGAUCCAAUAAUCAGCUCGAUCACUCACUCAGCUUUUCUACUAUGAUCAAUAUUGUACUGUACUGUAUUAACUGAAGCUGCAUGCUCUGUGUGUAACCGUGUGAGCGAGCGACAGAGAGAGAGAGAGUGUUUUUAACCUUUUUGUAGUUUUUUGGAGUAUUUCUUCUGCAUCGUGUUUAAAGUGCUUCUGUAAAUAAACGGAGGUGGUCAAAC